CCUGCGCAGGAGUCGCAUUCCGUCACUCGCCUCCGUGACUGGCCGGCGAGACUUCGAAAGAUUUUGAAUUGAAUUUUUAAAUUCAGUAAAUUUGUGUUUGUGAUUGGAUCUAUUUUUCCCAUAAUGACUCCAGUAUAAGAUCCAAGAUGUGGCGCUUAGUGUUUCUCGUAGUGGUGGUCGGCGCAUACGCCCAAAAUAGUCCAGACGUGGUUAAACCAUGCGGUAAAUCACAAUGCACAAUCGAGCAGUAUUGCUCCCAGGAUACCAACCAAUGCGCGCAAUGUAGUAACAUAUGCAACAAAACACACCACAAUUUCGAUUCUGGCGUCUGUACGGAAUUCUGCAAAGAAUAUUUGAUGGACCUGAGGUACAUGCGGGUAUCGGAUUUCAAUAAUAUGCAACGCCAGGCGCAAGCGGCGUUGAUUAUGAGCGGUGUAGCACUCGCUUUGCUUCUCAUCGUGCUCAUCCUCGUGUGCCGCGGUAGCUUCUCCUGGAGGUACCUCAAGCAGAAGCUACAGCCUUCCAAGAACCGAGUAAAGCAGAACCCUAGUGGCCUCACGCAUCACAACCCGCACGCUGAGAUGCCGAAACCAAAGCAUGAGUUAAAGUUGGAGAUAAGAAACCCCACACCUCCCAAGAGGACAAAUCAGCCACUGAACGCUAAUGACCUGCAGACGAGAACUUCACAGACUGAAAAAAGUCAAGGAGCGACUACACCUAAGACUGUCAGCACAGCAAUAAGUAAUAGACAUCCAGCUGAAGACACAACUUUGGAUUUCUCCUACGAUAACAUGGGAAUGAACAUAACUCCGCCUGAGCAGCCGGCUCCCAGUCACAAAUUCUGAGAUGCGGCGGUAUAAAAAACAGUGAGAUUCUUACGGAGCAACUAAUGUAGUAUUGAAUAAUAUUUCGAAUUUGUAAAAACUAUUGACAUCACCAAUGUGCCGAAAACUAAUAUAUAUGUAGUAAGCACAUUGCAAUGUGUAAUACAAUUUUAAUCCUGAUGUAGCUCAAGUAUUUACCUACUUAUUGCACAAAUUAGACUACAUUUUUUGAGGACUUUCUUGUUACUAUUAUUUUUAGUCACUUAAUUGAUUGAACAUUUAGUUAUAAAUCAAUUUGUAACGAAUUUUUCUGUAUAGGGUUCUAAUAUGUAAGUAGGUCGAUCCGGUAAUUACUGUUUACUACGAAGUAGCUGAAUUGAUAUUCUCGAUUCGAAAUGGGUAAAAAUUAUUUGGUGUUCUGUAUUCAACGUGCCCAUAAAAGAAUGUCAGCUAACAAAUUAGAGCCUUAUAAUUAUAUACAUACUCAUGUAUGUGGGUAUUAAGUGAUGUUAAUUAUUUAGAAUGGCACUAACAAGUAAGAGUCUUUAUAACAAUAUUAACUCAUAAGUAUUACGUUUGUUACUAAACAUAGCCCUUGAAUUGCAGCUUUUACAAAUAAUUGUUUUAGAAAUGAACCACCUUAGAUUCACGUCAUGCAUCGUUUUGCAUCAAAUUUUACCAUUAUAUAAUAAUCAUUUUCAACUAAGUUUUGUCACGGUGCUGUUUACAAAAUUUUUCAAUAAUGUGUAGGAGGUAUUUAAAGCCCACCUUUAUUCAAAAUAAAGUAUUUAAGUAUCUUCACAAAUAUAUAAAUUAAAAAAUAUAACAUCACACAAAACUUUAAAUAUUAAAUAUUCAUAAAACAUACAAAUGAAACAUUCUGAGAUUAAAACGGGUUUAAAAAGUUUUCAACUUCACUCAUACAUACAGUGAUGAUUAGUAUCUUUACACCAGAAGAAUAUACUUA
Hyposmocoma kahamanoa is the source of this 1791-nucleotide messenger RNA. RefSeq names its product protein grindelwald (gene grnd). The coding region runs from base 147 to 845 and encodes 232 amino acids. NCBI's taxonomy places the organism in Eukaryota, Metazoa, Arthropoda, Insecta, Lepidoptera, Cosmopterigidae. The record is from RefSeq and is a predicted model, not a curated record. The transcript has 5 exons.